Messenger RNA from Aspergillus japonicus CBS 114.51, 462 nucleotides. RefSeq lists its product as uncharacterized. Bases 126 to 374 code for a protein of 82 amino acids. Lineage: Eukaryota; Fungi; Ascomycota; Eurotiomycetes; Eurotiales; Aspergillaceae. The record is from RefSeq and is a predicted model, not a curated record. The transcript has a single exon.
CCAGAAUACGAGACUGUUAAUAGCCGGGAAUCUGUUAACAGGACGAGGGAAAUAACAGUGUCCUAAACUGGUUAGACUGUCGUUUACCAGACCCUGGUCCGCGACAAUAAGGUACUUUGCCUAAUAUGGGAAAGCCCGUCAAGACUUCUCCGGCGGGGAUUGGUGCGAAUAGCCACAGUAGUGUAAGCUGCAUGGCUGCAGGCUCGGCUGGGGAGAUUUCCAUCAAUCGAGGUGCGCAGUCGUCGUCUCUCCCCGGGCAAGGAUUAACCAGAUUUGAUCAGCAGAUUUCAAAUUCAUUUAGACAUCGUGUAGGACAGUCAGUCUCGGCUAAUGCUCAGAUGGUUGGGUCUGAGGUCUAUUUCUCAUGCAUUUAGGCUCAUCUUGGCUCAAUUCAUGCGUUUGCGGCGCUGUUGUGCAAACACCACGUGGUCGAUGGACAACCUCAUCCAAGGCAAAAGACAA